AUGCCUUCAACCCGCAAAUCCUACACCAUCGCAUGGAUCAGCCCCCUCGAGGUCGAAUUCACCGCGGCCUACCUGAUGCUCGACGAGGACCAUCCGCCCCUCGCACAGCCCCUCGGCGACCCGAACCACCACACCCUCGGCCGGAUUGCGACCCACAACAUCGUCAUCAUCAAUCUGCCCAUCACGGGGAAUACCUCAACCGCUGCCGCUGUCGCGCAUCUGCGUCGGACCUUUCCGAACGUUCGCGUCGGACUAUUGGUCGGGAUUGGUGGGGGAGUUCCGACGACCACGGACCAGGGGCGGAUUCGUCUGGGGGAUGUGUUCGGUUCUGCAGAUUGUGGACAGUUAUCGAUGCCACCAGCGGAAUUGCUAGAGGCGAUGCAGAUGGUGGAGAUGAAGCGGGCGCGACUGCGGAUAGAUCCUGUCAAGUCGCAUUUGAGGCGAAUAGACACCACCAUUCGAGGAUUGAGGAGAUAUGCCGCUCCAGGUCAUAGCCAGGAUAUUCUCUAUCCGGCGGAAUACCAUCACCAAGCACCAGGGUUGUCAUGUUCAGAGGCAGGCUGUGACCCGCGCAAGCGCGCGGAUGAUCCUGCUGUAUUGGCAGACGAGGAUGGCCGGGAGGAUCCCCCCAUCACAGUACACCCAGGAAUCAUUGGGUCAGGGCCCAGCUUAAUCAAGGACGGCGUGGUCAGGGAUCGUCUCGCGCGACGGCACGGGGUCGUCUGCUUCGAAACAGAGGCGGCCGGGGCUCUGCACGGGUUCCCGUGUUUGGUCAUCCGGGGCAUCUCGGAUUAUUGCGACUCCCACAAGAAUAACGUGUGGCAUGGCUACGCAGCAGCCGUCGCGGCUGCAUAUGGGCGAGAAUUACUUUGCAAUGUCCCCGGAAGGGGUCGGAGGCGGGGUAAUGCAAAGAGUCGGGCAAAGACCGAUAUCAAGCACGGGGUGCCCUGCUACGUCCGUCGAUUGGUCGUCAUCCCUGGGGACACGGCAGUAUCCGUCUUCGACAAUUGCCUCCCCGGCAAUGGGUCUUGGGGUCUAGGUCUCCGAGCUGCAAGGCGACAUCUGCUUCCGGCCCGAAGAAUGUAA
Messenger RNA from Aspergillus ibericus CBS 121593, 1086 nucleotides. Its product is annotated as purine and uridine phosphorylase. The coding region runs from base 1 to 1086 and encodes 361 amino acids. Gene Ontology annotation, biological process: nucleoside metabolic process. Gene Ontology annotation, molecular function: catalytic activity. Lineage: Eukaryota; Fungi; Ascomycota; Eurotiomycetes; Eurotiales; Aspergillaceae. The record is from RefSeq and is a predicted model, not a curated record. The transcript is spliced from 3 exons.